This is a messenger RNA of Cavia porcellus (domestic guinea pig), 4527 nucleotides long. RefSeq names its product phospholipase C beta 2 (gene Plcb2). Gene Ontology annotation, biological process: release of sequestered calcium ion into cytosol; phosphatidylinositol-mediated signaling; lipid catabolic process. Bases 192 to 3716 code for a protein of 1174 amino acids. Lineage: Eukaryota; Metazoa; Chordata; Mammalia; Rodentia; Caviidae. The record is from RefSeq and is a predicted model, not a curated record. The transcript is spliced from 32 exons. Gene Ontology annotation, molecular function: calcium ion binding; phosphatidylinositol-4,5-bisphosphate phospholipase C activity.
GCCAGAGCUCUGAGCCCUGCACCCAGCCACUGCUACCCUGUGAGCUAUAAGAGCACCCAGACUUCCGGACCAGACUGACUCUGGGGGAGUGCCCUGAGAGCCCAGCCUGGCUCCCGUCCUGUCAGCUUUCUUCCGUCUCUCCUCUUGCCAGCCUGUGACUUCCCAGCUUCUCCAAAGGGACACUUGGUAUCAUGUCUCUGCUCAACCCUGUCCUGCAGCCCCCUCAGGUGAAGGCCUAUCUCAGUCAAGGGGAGCGCUUCAUCAAAUGGGACGAUGAAACUGCAAUAGCCUCCCCAGUUAUCCUCCGCGUGGAUCCCAAGGGCUACUACUUAUACUGGACCUAUCAGAGCAAGGAGAUAGAGUUUCUGGAUAUCACUAAUAUCCGGGAUACACGUUUUGGGAAGUUUGCCAAGAUUCCCAAGCUGCAGAGUCAGAAGCUCCGCGAGGUCUUCAACAUGGACUUUCCAGACAACCACUUUCUGCUGAAGACAUUCACAGUGGUGUCCGGCCCUGACAUGGUGGACCUCACCUUCCACAACUUUGUCUCCUAUAAGGAGAAUGUGGGCAAGGACUGGGCUGAAGAUGUAUUGGCCCUGGCCAAGCAUCCGCUGACAACCAACGCCCCUCGCAGCACCUUCCUGGACAAGAUCUUGGUGAAGCUCAAGAUGCAUCUUAAUCCCGAGGGCAAGAUUCCUGUGAAGAAUUUUUUCCAGAUGUUUCCGGCUGACCGGAAGCGGGUAGAAGCUGCUCUCACUGCCUGUCACCUUCCAAAAGGCAAGAAUGAUGCUAUCAAUCCUGAGGAUCUCCCAGAAUCUGUCUUCAAGAGCUUCCUCAUGAAUCUCUGUCCUCGGCCAGAAAUAGAUGAGAUCUUCACUUCCUACCAUGCGAAGGCCAAACCCUACAUGACCAAGGAGCACCUGACCAAAUUCAUCAACCAGAAGCAGCGAGACUCACGGCUUAACUCCUUGCUUUUCCCACCAGCACGACCUGACCAGGUCCAGGGCCUCAUCGACAAGUACGAGCCCAGCGUCAUCAACAUGCAGAGGGGCCAGCUGUCCCCUGAGGGCAUGGUCUGGUUUCUCUGCGGCCCAGAGAACAGCGUGCUGGCCCACGACAAACUGCUGCUCCACCACGACAUGACACAGCCACUCAAUCACUACUUUAUCAACUCCUCCCACAACACCUACCUAACAGCUGGCCAGUUCUCAGGCCUGUCCUCGGCUGAGAUGUACCGUCAGGUGCUGCUCUCUGGCUGCCGUUGUGUGGAGCUGGACUGCUGGAAGGGGAAGCCCCCCGAUGAGGAGCCCAUUAUCACCCAUGGCUUCACCAUGACCACUGACAUCUUGUUCAAAGAAGCAAUCGAAGCAAUUGCAGAAAGUGCCUUUAAGACUUCCCCCUAUCCUGUCAUCCUGUCAUUCGAAAACCAUGUGGACUCGCCCCGCCAGCAGGCUAAGAUGGCUGAGUACUGCCGGAUGAUGUUUGGGGAUACGCUGCUCACAGAGCCCCUGGAAAAGUUCCCAUUGAAACCAGGCAUCCCUCUGCCCAGCCCUUCCGACCUUCUGGGCAAGAUACUGAUCAAGAACAAAAAGAACCAGUUUUCUGGUCCAGCAGCCCCCAGCAAGGAGCCUGGUGGAGAUAGUGAGGGCAGCUCUCUGCCCAGUGGCCUCACUGGGGAGGACACAGUGUGGGCUGCUGAGGAAGGGGCUGAGCCGGAGGAGCAGGAGGAGGUAGAAGAGGAAGAGGAUGAGGAGUCGGGAAACCUCGAUGAAGAAGAGAUGAAGAAGAUGCAGUCUGAUGAGGGUACAGCAGGCCUGGAGGUGACGGCUUACGAGGAGAUGUCCAGCCUAGUCAAUUAUAUCCAGCCCACCAAGUUCGUCUCCUUUGAACUCUCUGCCCAGAAGAACCGGAGUUAUGUUAUCUCCUCCUUCACCGAGCUGAAGGCUUAUGACCUUCUCUCCAAAGCCUCCGUGCAGUUUGUGGACUACAACAAACGCCAGAUGAGCCGCAUUUACCCCAAGGGCACUCGCAUGGACUCCUCCAACUACAUGCCCCAGAUGUUUUGGAAUGCUGGAUGCCAGAUGGUUGCCCUCAACUUCCAGACAAUGGACCUGCCCAUGCAGCAGAACAUGGCACUGUUUGAGUUCAACGGACAGAGCGGCUACCUCCUCAAGCAUGAGUUCAUGCGCCGGCCAGACAAACAGUUCAACCCCUUCUCUGUGGAUCGCAUUGAUGUGGUGGUAGCCACCACCCUUUCCAUUACGGUGAUCUCUGGGCAGUUCCUGUCAGAGCGCAGUGUGCGCACCUAUGUGGAAGUGGAACUGUUUGGGCUUCCAGGGGAUCCCAAGAGGCGCUAUCGCACUAAGCUGUCACCCAGUCCCAACUCCAUCAAUCCUGUCUGGAAGGAGGAGCCCUUCGUCUUUGAGAAGAUCUUGGUUCCUGAGCUGGCCUCCCUCAGAGUGGCUGUUAUGGAAGAAGGCAACAAAUUUCUUGGACACCGCAUCAUCCCCAUCAAUGCCCUAAACUCUGGGUACCACCAUCUGUGCCUGCACAGUGAGAGCAACAUGGCCCUCACCAUGCCUGCACUCUUCGUCUUUCUGGAGAUGAAGGACUAUGUACCUGACACCUGGGCAGAUCUCACUGUGGCCCUCGCCAACCCUAUCAAGUACUUCAACGCUCACGAUAAGAAAUCCAUGAAGCUCAAGGAGGCUAUGGGAGGAGGUCUUUCUGAGAAGCCCUUCCCACUUGGGGGUCCAGUUGCCUGUCAGGUGAAUGGGGCACCAGCGCCUGCAAGCAAUGGGUCCAAAGCAGCAGGGGCCAAGCCCAGGGCAGAAGCCAUGAUAGAAGCUGCAGAGCCCAAGACAGCCAGUGUGGAGGAGCUGCGUGAGCUGAAAGGUAUCGUCAAGCUGCAGCGGCGGCAUGAGAAGGAGCUGCGGGAGCUGGAGCGGCGCGGGGCGCGGCGGCGGGAGGAGCUGCUGCAGCGGGGAACCGCGCAGCUGACAGAGCUGUGGACACAGACACCAGGCCACAAGCUCUACCCGGGCAAGGGUUCCCGAAAGAAGAGGACCCUGCCUGUGGAAGACACCACCGAGACUGUGCCAGGCAAGAGCCUUGAAGGCAUGGACCCACGCAUACAGGAGCUCAGGGAGUGGCUAGAGCAGGAGCUGCAGCAGCAGGGCAAGGAGCAGCACCGGAGCAUCCUGAAGUGCAAGGAACAGCACGUGGCCGAGCAAAUCUCCAAGAUGAUGGAGCUGGCCAGAGAGAAACAGGCCUCAGAACUGAAGGCCCUCAAGGAGACCUUAGAGAGUGACACCAAAGAACUGAAGAAAAGGCUGGAGAGCAAGAGGCAGGAGCGGGUCCAGGCCAUCACCAAAACCACCAUGGACAAGAUGGCGCAGGAAAGGUUGAAGAGAGAGAUUAACAACUCCCACAUCCAGGAAGUGGUGCAGGCCAUCAAGCAGAUGACAGACACCCUGGAGCGACACCAGGAGAAACUGGAAGAGAAGCAAGCAGCCUGCCUGGAACAGAUCCGUGAGACGGAAAAGCAGUUCCAGCAGGAGGCUCUGGCAGAGUAUGAGGCCAAGAUGAAAGUUCUGGAGGCGGAGGUAAAGGAGGCAGUGAGCGCUUGCUUCCCCUCUGAGGCCGAGGAAGCCUCCAGGGAGCCCUGUGAGCAGGACCUGCUCACAGCCAAGGAAGACACUGAAGAGAGCCGUCUCUGAUCCCCAUCCCACUGGGACACUUAACAAGGAUGCUCAGACCCUUCUCUAGGACACGGCUCUAUCUCCUGGGAGGGAAGAACUUCAGCAUCUGAGGCUCUGGAAGCUGCAGCUCCAUCCACACUGCACAGCCUGGCUAGAGGCGAGAGGCAGGAAUCAGAUGCAGCCAGGCAGGGACCCCUCUGGGGCAUAUAACCUUCUCCAAGCUGACCGCCUGAUGCCCGUCCUUCUCCCAGCCUCUGGCUAAGUAUAUAUUUGUUGAGGGCAAAAGAAUACGGACUGGUUAUAGGAAAUGGCGUCCUGGCCCUGCUCCAUUUUCCUAGCGUGCAACCAGUGACACCUGCCCGGAGUUCAGCUGCCUCACCCAGAGGGGGCCAACACCUGGAACCUCUGAUUUUGCACUCAUGGUUCAAGGAAGACCAAGCCUCUGGCCCUCCUGCCCUGAUCUGACACCUCAGCAGGUUUGCAGGCCACCUCCCGAGAGCUUGCCCUGAGCACGAAGAUGUUAUCAGCUUCUGCUGUGCAGGUUGGAAGCUGAGGUGGAAGAGUUCCUGGGCUGAUUGGCCGAUUGGCCCCGGAGGAUCAGGAGCGGGGCAUGUAGGACUGGGGCUGGUGGGGAGGGGAGGAGGCUGGCCUCUUGGGACUUUCCACCCUGCAUCUGGCACACCCUUUCCCUAGGCCCAGCGUGGAUACUUGCUACUGUAUAUCCACUACUCAGACCGCCUGACAAGGUCAGCAUCACUUUGUCUUCCGAGUUUAUGAAGUUUAUUUAUUUUUUCUCCUUUCUACUCCUACUAAAAAGCCUGACCCAGUA